AUGUCAAACGUUGCGCCUGAGUUUGAAGAUGAAGAACAGUUCCAAUGCACCGUUGUCUCCCAAUCUUCUAAUGGCAGUCCUAAUCCUACUGAAAAUGACCCAGAUGCUGAGGUUGUAGCGCUCUCUCCCAGGACUUUAAUGGCUACAAAUAGGUACAUUUGUGAGGUUUGUCAUAAAGGAUUCCAGAGAGAUCAGAAUCUUCAGCUCCACAGGAGAGGGCACAACUUGCCCUGGAAACUCAAGCAAAGGCCAAACACACAGGUUAAGAAGAGAGUGUAUGUCUGCCCUGAGCCAACUUGCGUGCAUCAUGAUCCAAGCCGAGCUCUAGGUGACUUGACUGGCAUAAAAAAACACUUCUGCAGAAAACAUGGAGAAAAGAAAUGGAAAUGUGACAAAUGCUCAAAGCGUUAUGCUGUUCAAUCAGACUGGAAGGCUCACACAAAGAUUUGUGGCACCCGAGAGUAUCGCUGUGAUUGUGGUACUAUUUUCUCAAGAAAGGAUAGCUUUGUCACGCAUAGAGCCUUCUGUGAUGCAUUGGCAGAGGAAAACUAUAAAGCAAACCAGAAUCUUGCUGCCACUGGAGGAAUAUUGCAGAGCCAAGUACAAGAACUAUUCAAUUCAUCAACGCCCAGCUCUGACUCCUGCUCAAAGAAAAGCUCAAUGAUGAAUCUGACAAUUUCUGAUGAGAACAUCGAUGGUUCACGGAGGCCAUUAUCCUUGAACUCAACUGGGAUAAUGGUGUCAAGCAAUUUAAUUCCAACACUAAAUCCAAGAACAUCAAUAGCAUGUUUUAACUCUGCAGAUGGAUCAAAUAUUUCUCCUAUGGCAAUGGGGUCGGCUUUUACCUCUGCAACAGCUCUGUUACAGAAAGCUGCAGAGAUGGGUGCAAAGGUCAGCGAUAAUUCAAUUGCUCCAAUUCUCCUUAGGGGAUUUUCUGCUAGCAGCAUGAACUCAUCUGGGUCAGCCCAGGAAGGUUCUUCGUUAGUUGGUUGCAAUACUGCUGCCAACAUGAACAGCAUGUGUGUGGGAGAUACAGAAACAUUUGAUAACAACUUCGAUCCAGGAUAUUCAAGGAAUGGUUAUACCAUUUCUCAAACUGGAUUAUUUGAGUCUACUCUCAAUAUGAGCUCAGAAAAUCGAAAUGCUUCUAACAGCCUCGGAGGAGAAGUAUACAUGGGAAGAGGCGAAAAAAUGACUCUUGAUUUCCUAGGUGUGGAACCAACUAGGCGUACAACUAUGGGGAAGAAACAAAACUAUGAAGGCAACAUUAUGGGGUUAGGAUACUCAAAUGUGCAUAAAAACUUGAACAAUUUGGAUUCAGAUUGGUAA
This is a messenger RNA of Hevea brasiliensis (rubber tree), 1329 nucleotides long. RefSeq names its product zinc finger protein GAI-ASSOCIATED FACTOR 1-like. The transcript is spliced from 3 exons. NCBI's taxonomy places the organism in Eukaryota, Viridiplantae, Streptophyta, Magnoliopsida, Malpighiales, Euphorbiaceae. Gene Ontology annotation, molecular function: DNA-binding transcription factor activity. Gene Ontology annotation, cellular component: nucleus. The record is from RefSeq and is a predicted model, not a curated record. The coding region runs from base 1 to 1329 and encodes 442 amino acids.